Myripristis murdjan (pinecone soldierfish) is the source of this 5304-nucleotide messenger RNA. It is a transcript of the gene thsd7ab, whose product is annotated as thrombospondin, type I, domain containing 7Ab. Gene Ontology annotation, cellular component: plasma membrane. The record is from RefSeq and is a predicted model, not a curated record. The transcript has 31 exons. Gene Ontology annotation, biological process: actin cytoskeleton organization. The coding region runs from base 1 to 4992 and encodes 1663 amino acids. NCBI's taxonomy places the organism in Eukaryota, Metazoa, Chordata, Actinopteri, Holocentriformes, Holocentridae.
AUGUGGCGCGCCGUCACCCACAUGCCCUCUGCCGGCUCAGGUCCAUGGGGGAGAUGCAUGGGCAGCGACUGUGGUCCAGGUGGCAGCCAAAGCCGGGCAGUCUGGUGUGCCCAUGUGGAAGGCUGGACUACCCUUUACACCAACUGUGACCACAUCCAGCGUCCCUCCAACCAGAGGAACUGUUUCCGUGUGUGUGACUGGCACAAGGACCUAUAUGACUGGCAACUUGGUGCCUGGAACGAGUGUGUGCCAGUGUCAGCAAGGACCUCUGGGGCCCCACGGCCCUCCGUAUGCAGCGGAGGCGAAGAGGGCAUUCAGACCCGGGAGGUGAGCUGCGUCCUCAAGUCAGACAGGUUGCCAGCAGAUGAUGCCAUCUGUGAGUACUUUGAGCCCAAGCCUCGCCUGGAACAGGCAUGCUUGAUCCCCUGCCCUCAGGACUGUGUGGUUUCCGAGUACUCCCCAUGGACCUCCUGCUCUAAAACGUGCGGGACAGGCCUUAUGAACAGGGUCCGCAGUGUCCUGGUUCCUCCACUUUUUGGGGGUGCUGUUUGUCCCAACCUGACGGAGUUCCAGUCUUGUAAACUGGGGCCUUGCACAGGUCCAGAGGGCAUGUACAGCCUCAGGGUCGGGCCCUGGAGCCCCUGUGCCAUCCCAGAGACUCGGUCAGUGCGCCAAGUCAAACGGAGGAAAGGUAAAGGGCCGGGGCUCAGGGAGAGAGCUGGGGUCAAAGAUCCUGAGACCAGGGAGCUUAUUCAGAAGAAACGGACCAGGAACCGUCUCAACCGGCAAGAGAGUCCGUUCUGGGACAUCCAGGUGGGCUACCAGACCCGGGAGGUGACCUGCACACACAGGAAUGGGAGCACAAUGGCACGCAACCUGUGCACACUGCGGGACCUGCCGCUGACCGUCCAGUCCUGCGUCCUCCCCAAAGACUGCCAGCUGACCGACUGGGCCGACUGGGACCCCUGCUCCAAGGCCUGCGUGGACCCCGAGUCUCCCAGCGGCACCCGCACCCGGACCAGGCGGGUGCUCCAGUUCCCCGUGGGCGAGGGGGAGGAGUGUCCGUCGCUGGAGGAGACAGAGCCGUGCGAACCUCAGGGUGACGGGGUGCCGCCGUGUGCCACUUAUACCUGGAGAACCACAGAGUGGAGCGACUGCCGGGUCGACUUGUUGCUAAGCCAACAGGACCGUCGGCGUAGCAACCAGACGGGGCUUUGUGGAGGAGGUCUGCAGACCAGGGAAGUUUACUGUGUCCAAGCCAACGCUGAACUCCUGACAUACCUCAACGACCUCCGAGAAAAAGACAAAGGUCAGACCCAAAGACAGCAGAAGCCUAGUGUUCCCCCUCUCCUCUCCAUCACCUUCCAGAUUACAGCAUCCCGCCCGGUGGAAAACAAGCUGUGCGAGGGUCCCGUCCCCAACAGGUCCCAGCUGUGCCAUAUCCCCUGUCCCAUUGAGUGUGAGGUGUCACCGUGGGGGGCCUGGGGGCCGUGCACCUUCGAGAGCUGUGAUGACCAGGCCGCGAAGAAAGGUUUCAAAUUGAGGAGACGGCAGAUCACCAACAAGCCAAGCGGCGGGCCAGAAAACUGCCCCCACCUGGUGGAGGCGCUGCCGUGUGACGAGCCCAGCUGCUACGACUGGCGACUGGUCAGCCUCGACCCGUGUGUCCCCGAGGACGAGCAGGCCUGCGGUCCCGGGACGCAGCUCGCACAGGCCCAGUGCGUCAACAGCAACGGCGAGGAGGUGGACAGAAGUCUGUGUUCGUCGUCCCCGGCUCCGCAGCCGGUGCGCUGCGAGGUGCCUUGCUCAAGGGACUGUGUCCUCAGUGACUGGACCCCCUGGUCGACCUGCUCUCAGACCUGCUCCAGCAAGACCAUCGAGGGCAAGCAGAUGAGGACCCGCUCCGUCCUGGCCUACAACGCCGGGGAAGUAACUGCCAUGGUAGUGGCGUGGAUCACAGUGAUGGAGGGUCUUUCACGGGUGCCAAAGUUUCCAGAACUUUUUGGUGGCGCCCUGUGCCCGAAUAGCAGUGCCCUUCAGGAGACGCGGAACUGUAACGAACAUGCCUGCACCGUCUACCACUGGCAGACGGGGCCUUGGGGUCCCUGCUCCGAGGACCCCUCCACCUCGGCCCUCAACACCUCCACCGGCGCCCGUGGUGCCGGCGGUGUUGACCAGGGUCCCUGCUCCACGGGCAUACAGACACGCAAGGUCAUCUGCGUCCGGGUCAACGUGGGACAGGUGCCGCCCAAAAAGUGUCCAGACGGUCCUCAUCCCGGCACGGUGCGGCCGUGCCAGCUGCCCUGCAAGAAGGACUGUAUCGUGACCCCGUUCAGCGACUGGAUGCCCUGCCCUGUCACUUGCGAUGCAGCCGGCAAUGUUAUGAAGAAAAAGCAAUCGAGGAACAGGCUUAUCAUCCAGCUGCCGUCCAAUGGGGGCCAGGACUGUCCCGAGGUGCUGGAGGAGGAGAAGGACUGCGACGUCCCCAAAGUCUGCCCGGGUUUCAGGUGGAAGACCCACAAGUGGAGGAAGUGCCAGCUGGUGCCAUGGUUUCUCAGACAGGACAGUCCUGGGGCUCAGGAGACUUGCGGGCCGGGACUCCAGACCAGAGCGGUGUCCUGUCGCCAGCUGGACGGGACACAGGCCGACAUCAGUGACUGUCUGAAAUUCGCCAAGGCCAUGCCUCCCAUCACUCAGCGCUGCCAGCUCCCCUGCCAGGAUGACUGCCAGCUCACCAACUGGUCCAAGUUCUCCUCCUGCACAGCCGACUGUGUGGGGGUCCGCACCAGAAAGAGGGCGCUGAUAGGGAGGAGCAAGAAGAAGGACAAGUGCAAGAACACCCAAAUGUACCCCCUGAGCGAGACGCAGUACUGCCCCUGCGACAAGUACAACGCCCAGCCGGUGGGGAACUGGUCCGACUGCAUCCUGCCGGAGGGCGGCAGGGUGGAGAGCGUACUGGGGAUGAAGGUGCAGGGAGACAUCAAGGAGUGCGGCCAGGGCUACCGCUACCAGGCCAUGGUGUGUUACGACCAGGACAGCAGGCUGGUGGAGACGUCGCGCUGCAACAGUCACGGCUACAUCGAGGAGGCGUGCAUCAUCCCCUGUCCUUCAGACUGUAAGCUCAGCGAAUGGUCCAACUGGUCGCGCUGCAGCAAGUCCUGCGGCAGCGGGGUGAAGGUUCGCUCCAAGUGGCUUAGAGAGAAGCCUUACAAUGGUGGGCGGCCCUGCCCCAAGCUGGACCACAUCAAUCAGGCCCAGGUGUAUGAGGUGGUGCCGUGUCAGAGCGACUGCAAUCAGUAUGUGUGGGUGGCCGAGCCGUGGAGUGUGUGGAAGGUCAGCAACGUGGACUUAAAAGAGAACUGCGGUGAGGGCGUCCAGACCAGAAAAGUCAGGUGCAUGCUCAACACCAUCGACGGCCCAUCUGACCCGGUGGAGGACUACCUGUGUGACCCGGAGGAGAUGCCCCUGGGGGCCAGGGAGAGCCGGCUGCCUUGCCCGGAGGACUGUGUCCUCAAUGACUGGGGCCCCUGGAGCCGCUGCAGCCUGCCCUGCACCAGAACCAACAGCCGGGUGCGCACGGCGUACGCCAUCCGCUCGCCGAGCGUGGGGAGGCAGUGUCCCGACACCACCGACAAAGAGCCCUGCAGCCUCAACCUCAACUGCUUCAACUACUUCUACAACAUCACAGACUGGAGUACCUGUCAGCUGAGUCCCAAUGCUGUGUGCGGGAGCGGCAUCAAGACCCGGAUGCUGGACUGCGUCCGCAGCGAUGGCAAGUCUGUCGAUCUCAAGUUCUGUGAGGAGCUGAAGUUGGAGAAGAAGUGGCAGAUGAACGUCUCCUGCGUGGUCGAGUGUCCCGUCAACUGUCAGCUGUCAGAGUGGUCGGCCUGGUCCGAGUGCUCGCAGACAUGCGGACUAGAGGGUAAGAUGUGGCGGCGGCGGUCGGUGGUUCAGGCCUCCCAGGGCGACGGCCGGCCCUGUCCCACGCAGAUGGAGCAGUGGAAGCCCUGUCCCGUCCGGCCCUGCUACCGCUGGCAGUACAGCCCCUGGUCCGAGUGCAGAGUGGAGGAUGUGGUGUGCGGACACGGCACGCGCUACAGGAACCUGUCCUGUUUCGUGUCCGACGGCUCCGGCUCCGGCGACGGCAGCCUGGUGGACGAGGAGCUGUGCAGCAGCCUGGAGAUGGCCGUCAACGGAGACAAGAAGAUCAGACUGAAAGAGCCAUGCACCCUCCCCUGCCCAGGUGAAUGCUACCUGAUGGAGUGGUCAGACUGGAGCCCGUGUGUGAGUGUGUGUGUGAAGGGGGCCGGCGUGGACUUCGGCUCAGUGCAGGUCCGCUCGCGGGCCGUCAUGGCCCAGGAGCCUGAAAACCUGCAGCUGUGCCCCGACCAGGCCUGGGAGUCUCGGCCCUGCAUCGGGGGCGAGUGUUUUGAGUACAAGUGGAUGAGCAGCGUUCGGCCAAACUCCACCCGCCUCAGCAUCUGGUGCCAGCGCUCCGAUGGGCUCAAUGUCACAGGAGGCUGCCCUCCCAUGAAUCCUCCGGUAGACAACAGCUCCUGUGACCCUCCCUGCCUCAUGCCAAAGUCUCUCUGCAGCGAGGCCGGAGUUUGCAUGUGCGAGGAGGGCUACACCGAGGUGCUGUCCCCUACCGGGCAGCUGGUCCAGUGCGCCCCCAUCCCGAUCCUGGAGAUCCCCACAGCGGGGGACAAGAAGGCGGACGUGAAGACCAGUCGUGCUGUUAACCCCACCCUGCCCACCACCGUCCAGCCCGGGCGCACCGGGCGCACCUGGUACCUGCAGCCCUACGGCCCAGAUGGGAAGCUGAAGAUGUGGGUGUAUGGCGUAGCAGCCGGAGCCUUUGUGCUCCUCAUAUUCAUAGUGUCUAUGAUAUACCUAGCUUGCAAAAAGCCAAAGAGACCUCAGAGACAGAGGCAGCAAAACAACCGACUAAAACCUCUGACUCUAGCCUACGACGGCGACACGGACAUGUAGUUUUCCGCCGGAGGGAAGCUUCACCGAGCACUUCACCUGUCUUAGAGACCCACGUCAUCAUGCCAUCACAGCGAAGGACAAGGAUGCUUGCACCGACAACAGACACGUCACGGGGCGGUGAAAUUACAGAAAAUCCUCUUUGCAAAAACACUUGUGGGGUUAAAACCAUUUCCAGUAGUGCUCCAUUCAUCCCCCCUUUUUUUCCUCUUUGUUUUCUGAUAUUUUCUUUUGCAAGAGCCUUCGCGACCUCCUCCGUCUACAAGGGAAAUGCCUUUUUUUUUUCUUUUUUUUUCUUUUUUUUUUUUUUUUUGC